Molecule: messenger RNA, 1755 nt
Organism: Phragmites australis (common reed)
Lineage: Eukaryota; Viridiplantae; Streptophyta; Magnoliopsida; Poales; Poaceae
Product: UPF0481 protein At3g47200-like
Exons: 2
Coding region: 84-1610 (508 amino acids)
Source: RefSeq, a predicted model, not a curated record
AAUCUCUCAACGUCGUGGACAUGGCCGGUUGGCGUCUUUGCUCUAUAAGAGUAGCGACAAGGCUGUGAUUCUUCUGCUCUGUUAUGGCCGAUUGGAGCAUGGAACCAGCUGCAGUAUGGGUCCCUAGCGAAUUUCAGCUGGCCAAUUGGACCAUGGAACCAGCGGUAUGGUCUCCUGACCUCCCUGCUGAUCAGAUAUUUGGUAGCUGGCUGCAAACAUCUGUCGCUAGCUCUAGCGGAGAGCAGCUGGUCGAGUAUGCAGCAGCCACACAGAAUAAUGAUCCGAUUCAUGUGUUCGAGGAAGCAGCGCACGAGUUCGAGACUGAUAUCAACAUGAUGAAAAUGAAGAUGCAUACGUACCCUGCAAGCUUCCGAGCUCUCGGUGAACAGUAUACCGCCCCGACGAUGGUGGCCAUCGGCCCUUACCACCACGGCCGGGAUCGCCUGAAGCAGGCGGAGACGGCGAAGCAUGUGGCUGCCUACCACUGCAUCAGGGAGUCAGGCCACUCAGUCCAGGAGAUGUACGAUGCGGUCGUCUCGGUCGCGCACUACGCCCGCAGCCUCUACGACCAGGCCGCGGUGGCCGGUAUCGGCGACGACGACUUUCUACCGAUGAUGUUCUACGACGCUUGCUUCUUGGUGCAGUACAUGCUUACGUGUACUCCCACCGGAUUUGCCGAGAUGGAUCCGGCAUUGCGCAGCUUCCUAGACUCCAACGACAACGACAUCUACCAUGACAUCAUGCUGCUUGAGAACCAGCUCCCAUGGCGGGUGGUCGAGGCCGUCAUGAGGUUCAGGCCCGUGCCUCUGGAGGGCUUCAUUACUUGCUUGAAAGGCUGUCUGCAAGACCGAAAGGUUCCCGAAGAAGAGCCUUUUGUCUUGGAUGAAAGCUACGAACCACCGCAUCUCCUUGGCCUCCUCCGGUUCUACAUUGUAGGAAGAAGAAGCAACACCAAGCUGCCCACCCCACCCGAAACCGACUCAGUAUCAGUUUCUGGAAUAAGCAACACCAAGCGGCCCCCCCAGCCCCAAACCGAGUCGAUAUCAUUUUCUGUUAGUGCCAUCGAGCUUGCCGAAAUCGGCAUCACGCUCGCAGCCAACAACAAAACAACAGAGCUCAUCCACAUGGGCGUCAAGAAGAAAGGGCCCAUCUUCGCCGAGCUCUCCCUGGCGCCGCUGACCCUGGACGAUGCACGUGCAAGCUACCUCGUCAACAUGGCGGCUCUCGAGCUAUGCACGAUCCCACAUUUCCAAGACGCUGAAGACGAAGAGUCUGCUGUCUGCUCGUACCUCCUCCUCCUCGACAUGUUCGUGGAUAGGGAGAACGACGUGCAUGAACUGCGAACAAAGCAUCUCCUGCAAGGAGGAGGAGGGCUCACCAACAAGGAGGCGCUCGACUUCUUCGCGAGCCUUCCGGGCCUGCGCCUCGGAUCCUGCUAUGUCCGCAUCAUGGAAGAGAUUGAGAAGUACAGGGUGAAGAGGCGGAUGUGGAUCACGGUGCACGCGUUUCUUUACAAGAACAUAAGAACCAUCGUCAUGGCCAUCUCCGCCAUUGGUGCACUUGUCGCUAUCUUUGGGACGCUCAGGUCUCUCAAGGUCCAUGUCCAUUGAUCUACGAUUCUGUGAGAUGUUUUACGUUUUAAGUGUUUAAUUUCCUUUGUAAUCAAAAUUCCCUGUAUCUGAAUGCCAUUUGCAGUAAAAUGUUGGCUCCAUGUUAAUCUUCUGAUUCUCUAGUUUGUUGUAACAGUGUUAUAUA